Messenger RNA from Synchiropus splendidus (mandarinfish), 2002 nucleotides. RefSeq lists its product as uncharacterized. NCBI's taxonomy places the organism in Eukaryota, Metazoa, Chordata, Actinopteri, Syngnathiformes, Callionymidae. Gene Ontology annotation, molecular function: GTP binding; GTPase activity. The transcript is spliced from 5 exons. Gene Ontology annotation, biological process: endosome to lysosome transport; phagosome-lysosome fusion. Bases 57 to 668 code for a protein of 203 amino acids. The record is from RefSeq and is a predicted model, not a curated record. Gene Ontology annotation, cellular component: late endosome; lysosome; phagocytic vesicle.
CGAGAGACGCGAAAGCACCAGGAGCAGAAAUCGAAACAAGUGGCUAAGACUUCAUAAUGGCGGACGGGAAGAAAAUAACCCUCAAAAUCAUCCUCAUUGGAAACUCUGGCGUAGGAAAGUCGUCCUUCACCAACAGGUACGUGAACCAUUACUUCAGCAACUCAUACAGACCCACCGUCGGCACAGACUUCCUGCCCAAAUCACUCAGCGUCGAUGGUGAAGCAGUGAAUCUGCAGAUCUGGGACACGGCCGGGACCGAGCAGUUCCUGUCUCUGGGUGCUCCGCUUUACCGAGGGGCCCACUGCUGCUUGCUGGUUUUCGACGUCACAUCCAGGGACAGUUUCUCGGCGCUGGCCUGGUGGAGGGACGAGUUUCUGACCCAAAGUCAGGUUGAGAAUCCCGAAGAGUUUCCCUUCAUCGUGGUGGGCAACAAGACUGACCAGAGCGACCGAGAGGUGGCUGCCAGGUUCGCCCAGCAGUGGAGUGAACAGAUCAGAGCGGAAUAUUUCGAAGCAAGCGCCAAAGAAGACGUGAACGUGGACAGGACAUUUCAGAGGGCGUCUGAGAGAGCCUUACGAGAGUACAAAAAACACACAUUGGAAAAUACAGAACAUUUCCAGAUAACCUGCAAACAGCCGAAAGAAGCUGGCAACAACUGUCAGUGCUGAGGUCAGAUCCCCCCUCCCCCCGACACUGCUGAUGAUGACCUAUCUAACCAGGGCGCAUAAAAGAGAGACCCAGCAAAGGUACUGUGGAAGAAGAGGACACAAUUGUAUACCACAUGGAGAGAGGAACAAACUCUUUUUUUCUGUUUUUUUUUUUUUUUUUUUUUUUCUUGAGAACCUUCAGCUUAUGGUCUAACUUAAGGCAUCACUACUAAAAUACACAGCUUUUGCAUGCAUGUCUAGUUUUCAUCAACAGACACACCGACACGCACAAAAUGAUGAAUGCAAUAUGAAGAGAAAGCUCAUCUCAGAAAAGAAAACGGGAAGAAACGACAGACAGCAGUCAAGGUAGGAGAAAGGGAGGAAAGAAAAAAACAAAACCUUGACUAAAUCUUCUGGCCAUUACCAUGACAACUGAUGCUCCCUGUACAAGCUGGUGCUGUCAUGACGAGAGAAGUGAUUCCGACUCCUACACUGAAUCAGCCGGACAAGCGAAUUAGAACAAUCAGGGAGCUUAUAUUAUAUAUAUAUAUUUAUAUAUAUUUCUUUCAUAAGUAAAGACACAAAAGGCAAUCGAGAGAUGACAGACAUGUAAAAACGGUUUGUUACAGGUUAUUAUAUAAAAGGCCAAGAUGUUUUUUUUUGUUCGUUUUAUUCUUGCUCUAUAUGAAUGAACUAAUUUACAAGUGAGUACACUGCGGCUAUCGUCUUGCUCUCUCUCUCGCUCUCUCUCUCUCACCAGGACAUCCCCAUUCAAAGACAUUCGGGUUCACACAUCAGUUAGCUUGCACACCAUCAGCAGUCGGAAUACAGAGUCAUGGAAGGAAGGGGAGAAAAAAAAAAUUAAAAAUUUAUUAAUCGGAUUCACAUACAUCAACGGGAUUUGGGGGUUGUCUACUUGAUAUAUGAUUUGCCAUUCUACAAAAAAAAAUAUAUAAUGAAGAUGCGACAUCACAUUCAUGAGCAUAAAAAGUACGUCGGGGCAGGGGUGUUUGGGGGGGAAGCACGGGUGUCUGCGUGUAUGGCAAACAAAGCGACGCGAGCGAUGACUAACUGAAGUAAACAAAGCGCUCUGGCUCCCUGGGUCCGCGUCAAAGUUCCCUUCACUCCUAUAACGUUCUGCAAUUCUACCUGGAACAAGUACAAAAGUAUUGCCUCGUCGUCGAACCCUCCUGAACAACAAGAACAUACAACCAAGUGAAUGAAGAGGUUUUUAAAAUGACAGUGGCAAAACUGCAACACAACCACCCAGGUCUUCCCAACUCAACACAAAACUACGGGGAUCAACAGUUUUUAAAAAAAGUGAUGCUCUUAAAAUGCAGACAACAUGCACACAG